AUGGCGAUUCUUACGGACGGCGAUUCUGAAGGCGAAAACCCUAGUGGAGGCGAUGGUGGCGGAGGCUCAGCCUCGACAGGCACAAAGGAAGGGGAUCUGUUACGUGUUUCACUGAUGGAUUCCGAGGCGAGAGAAGUGCAAGGCGGGACUUCGAAUAUCGUUAAGGCGGGGACGCAAGGGGAGAAUGAGGGAGGGAGAACGGGGGCUACGGUUGGGUCUCCGAUCUCCAUUAAGGAUGGUGCCAGUAAGACUAAUUCUCCAUGGUUGAAGAAUAGUCAGGCUGGUCCUUCGGUACCGGUAAUUGAAGUUGUCGGAGGAGUGGCUUCGAUGCAAAUUCCAGAGGAUAUCUUUGAUGAGUCUGAAUUGCUGUGGAAGUCAUUUGUAGUAGGCUAUUUCAUUGGAGAUGCCCCUCAUAUUGGCUCAGUGCACGCGACUGUGAAUCGCAUUUGGUCUACACCCAAAGAUGGAUCAAAGAUUGAUGUGCAGUUUAUUGAGAAGAAUACUGUUCUGUUUCGUAUUGAUAACAGUCAGAUGAGGACUCGUGUGUUACAGAGGAAAUAUUGGCACAUUGCAAAUGUUCCAUUAGUGGUAAACGUUUGGUCUCCGGAGUCGGCACUCAACCCUCCUGACCUGACUUCAAUGCCGCUAUGGGUUGAUUUGUGUGGAGUUCCAAAUGAUCUUUACUCACAUAAAGGUCUGAAGUGUCUGACAAGAGCAGUAGGGCGUUUUGUUAAGCUGCAUCCAAACACGGAGAGAUGUAUUCGGUUGGAUGUAGCGCGUGUUCUGACUGAAGUGAAUCUUCAUGAACCUUUGGUGGAAAAGAUCACUUUUAAAGAUAAGGAAGGAGUGGAAAGAGAGAUUGGGGUGAACUUCCCUUGGCUUCCACCUCGAUGUACUGUGUGUAGGAAAUGGGGGCAUAAGGCACAAGACUGUACUGGAAAGGAAGUCAAACUGCUGAAGAAACCAGAAGAAGAAGAGAAAGGGACGCAAGUAGAGAUAUUGGCUGAUGUUGAAAAGGAUGUUGGGUUGAAUGAUAGGGCUCUAAGUGAUCUUCUUCAGGAUCUGGAAGCGAUCACUCCUCGACCUGCUAUAUGUGCUUCAUCCAAUGAUUUGGAAACUGAUAUCAAUCAUAAGACCUUAGAUGAGCAGCAUUUACAGGCUAGAGAAAAGGCACAAGGGAUCCAGUUGAUUGAGCCGACCACCGAAGCAUUUCACACUAAUGACACGUGUGGUUGGGAAAAUGCUCAUGGAGGGAGGAAAGGGACAGAAAUAGGUGGUAAUCAGAGCCACCAGGAAGUACUGCAAAAUCAACGUGCAGAUGGAAAAGGAAUUGCAGUUUCACCAUCCAGAUUUAGUCCUCUACAAGAUAUCGUAGAGGAUGAAGAGGAGGAGGAAGAGGAAGAAGAGAUAUUAAAAGAAGUUGAGGAUGGGGAGAUCGUGGAUAGUAAAGCAGCAGGAAAGAAAGUUCAGAGAACGCAAGCAGUGAGUAGUAGGCGUUCCGUAGCGGUUGGGAAGCAAGCGAGGGGCAAGGUUGCCCGUUCUAAGGAUCUACUAAUUUGGUUUUGCUGGUCUAAUGAUGUUAUAGUUACGAAGCUGCAUAUGAGUGCACAAGUUAUUACCUGUGCUAUUCAAAUUCCAAGCACAGGUGAGCAGUUUAUUUGCUCAGCGAUAUAUGCUUUCAACACAGUUGGCGAGAGAAUGACACUAUGGGAAGAGCUGAGGGGUACUAAGGCGGCUUACUGUCAUCUCAAAUUACCGUGGAUAAUUUUGGGGGAUUUUAAUGCCACACUCUCUUCUAGUGAGCAUUCUCGGGCUAUGGAUUACAGAGGUGAUCAGAUAGGGAUGAGACACUUUCAGGAGGCGAUAACUGAUUGUAUGGUCACGGAUCUGCCAUAUACAGGGGCUCUUUUUACAUGGUGGAAUAAAAGAGUUGAAGACCCGAUUGGGAAAAAGUUAGAUAGAGCUCUGGUUAAUAGUGAAUGGCUGAGCCAUUAUCCUCAGGCUUCUGCACAGUUUGAUGCUGGGGGAGUCUCUGAUCACGCCAGAUGUGUGAUACGGGUGACAGGUGCUGUGAAUCAAGCUCGAAAACCAUUCCGGUUCUUUAACUACCUCACAGAACAUCCAGAUUUCCUAGCUACGGUUAAGGACGUAUGGGAUAAUACAGAGCCUAUUUACCAUUCGAGGUCAGCCCUCUCUAGGUUUCAUAAGAAGCUUAAACUCCUCAAACAGCCUCUGCGGGCAUUGAACAAGACACACUAUGGGGAUUUACCAGCGCGAACUAAGCAGGCCUAUGAAGAGUUGUGUAACUGUCAGAACACAGUGCUACAAGAUCCUAGUCCUGAAAACAUAGCUAGAGCAGCAGCAGCAGAAGAGAAGUGGAAUAGAUUAGCUCGCGUUGAGGAGAAAUUUUACAUGCAAAAAUCUUGUGUUCGUUGGCUACAAGUGGGAGAUCAAAACACAAGAUUUUUUCACUCAGUGGUGCAGACAAGGGCUGCUCGAAACACGAUCAGAAGCUUGGUUAAUGGGCAGGGAGAAGUGCUCACAUCUGAUCAGGAUAUUAAAAAAGAGGCAGUUUCUCACUUUCAGACAUUCUUGCAGAGCCAGGAUGCUACAUUGGAGGAAACUUCAGUUGCUUCCCUUCAGGAGUUAUUAACAUACCGGUGCUCAAAUGAAACUGCAGCGGCGCUGGCUUGCCCUGUUACAGCGAAGGAAAUAUAUCAGGCUCUCCAAGCUUUACCUAACGGCAAGGUCUCCGGUCCAGAUGGCUUCACCAAAGAGUUCUUCGUGGCAGCUUGGUCUAUUAUAGGCAGGGAAUUCAUUGUGGCGGUGCAAUCCUUUUUUCUCUUCGGCUUCAUGCCUACUGGUGUUAAUGCUACAAUCCUCUCUCUCAUACCGAAGACAACGAAUGCACAGACAAUGAAGGAGUAUAGACCAAUAGCCUGCUGUAACUUCUUGUACAAGGUUAUCUCCAAAGUACUUGCUAAUAGACUCAAAAUCAUAUUCCCGGAAGCCAUUGAAGCCAACCAAUGUGCUUUCAUCACAGAUCGUUUAUUAUUGGAGAAUGUUUUGCUUGCCUCAGAACUAGUUAGUGGCUAUCACAGAUCAGUGACCGAAGCGAAGUGUGCUAUCAAGUUUGACAUAUCCAAGGCCUUUGAUACAGUGAAAUGGUCUUUCAUCACCUCGGUUCUGCUUGCCAUGGGUUUGCCUCCUCAGUUUGUCAAUUGGAUCCGGCUCUGCAUCACUACUGCGGCUUUUUCAGUGUCUGUUAAUGGAAGUCUGGAGGGUUUUUUCACUAGUGCUAGAGGAAUACGGCAGGGUUGCUCACUCUCACCAUAUCUCUAUGUUAUACUGAACAAUGUGCUUUCUAAGCUCUUGAACAAAGCAGCAGCAGCAGGUGAGUUUGCUUAUCAUCCGCAGUGUGAGGGAGUUAAGCUCACGCAUCUGAGUUUUGCUGAUGAUAUAUUAGUAUUCACCAAGGGCACAACGGGUUCACUUAUGGGCGUUCUGGAGGUUAUGAAAAGAUUCGCUCGAAUGUCUGGUCUCCACAUUAAUGUGGCUAAGUCUUCUAUAUUCGCAUCAGGGCAUAAUAUCAGUGACCUACUUGCUGCAGCAGAAUCGUUAAAUAUUGGAGUGGGCACACUACCUAUUCGCUACCUCGGCAUGCCACUGACGACUAAGACACUUACCAGCCAUGACUACGAGCCAUUGAUAGAUAAAAUCAGAAGUAGAAUGCUCUGCUGGUCCAACAAAACUCUAUCGUUUGCAGGACGACUACAGCUGAUUAAAUCAGUCAUAGCCAGUAUGGUCAAUUUUUGGAGUCAGGCAUUCAUACUGCCUGCGAAAUGUCUUGAUAAGAUAGAGAGUAUGUGUAGUGCCUUCCUCUGGUCAGGCUCACCAACACAAACUCAUAAAGCAAAGGUCAGUUGGGAUGAUUUGUGUGUUCCAAAAGAGGAGGGAGGUCUUGGAAUCCGGAAGCUGCGGGAGACGAACAGAGUAUUUGCUCUGAAACUCAUUUGGCGUCUCUUCACUCAACCUACUUCACUGUGGGUGAGCUGGGUUAAGCAUUAUUUGCUCAAAUAUAAUUCAUUCUGGGAUGUAAGAGAUGACACAAAGGGAUCUUGGAUAUGGAGGAAGUUACUCAAAUUGAGAGAUGUGGCUUAUGAAUUUUUGAGGUUUGAUAUUCAAGAUGGCAACAACUGUCACUUUUGGUUUGAUGAUUGGUUGGGGCAAGGGAAGCUGAUCGACAUCACAGGUCCUACAGGCACUACUUAUUUGGGCAUUAGGAGACACGCUAAGGUUAGCGAUGCUGUUACAUUGGAAGAGUGGAGCAUACGAGGAAGUAGAAGCCGUAGGUUCCACGAGCUGAGAAAUAGUAUCUUACAAAGAGAACCUCCGCAACCAGAGAACGGCAAGGACAUAGUAUUGUGGAAGCAUGGGAGUGAUGAUUACAGAGAUCAUUACUCUGCGGCUAGUACGUGGGAGCAAGUGAGGUCUAGGAGGCCUACAGUCGAGUGGAGUCGAGUAAUCUGGUUCACACAAGGGGUCCCACGAUUCUCAUUCAUAACUUGGCUAGCAGUGAAGAAUAGACUAUCAACUGGUGAUCGUAUGAGACAAUGGGGAAUGGUACAGAGUUGUGAACUUUGUGGAGAGAGAGAUGAAACGCGUGAUCAUUUGUUCUUCGCAUGUCCUUAUUCCUACACAGUGUGGGAGAGUCUGGCUAGGAGACUUAUUGGCAUCAGCAUCAAUCCGGAUUGGCAAUGGACACUGCAUCGCAUACAAAGAAUGAGUCAAGGGAAAGCUGAUACUGUUUUGGUGAAGCUUUUGUUGCAGACCACAAUUUACCACAUUUGGAGAGAAAGGAAUGGGAGGCGUCAUCAGCAAAGCAGAGUCACCACUGAUCAUAUGCGUCGGCGCAUUGAUAAGGCAGUGAGAAACAGAAUCUCAUCACUCAAAUACAGUCAAUCGGAAUCGAAAUGGGUGUUUCAGAAAUGCAUUUGGAGUAACGGCGAGUGCGGCGUCUUCUUCGUUAGUCUCUACGAUCUGCGCGACGGCGAGAAGAGAUUGCUGACGUUUCGGCUGAACACCGGGGCGUGCGAUCGGAUUUCGGCGGUUACGCUUCAGAGAGAGUUUAUGAGAGAGACGACGGUUGCGGAUGGAUGUUGCGACGAACACGUGGCGAAGGAUGUGGGGUUAGGUAAGGCGAUAGAGGAGAUGAUUCCGAGUGGGGAAGGGGAUAAACUGUUUUGGGCGCAUUGGAUGGACGUGCUGGGUUACUCGCUGAAUGCAUUCCGGUUCUCGAAUUUGAGUUUCGUGGAUGGACGCUGA
Brassica napus (rape) is the source of this 5325-nucleotide messenger RNA. RefSeq lists its product as uncharacterized. The coding region runs from base 1 to 5325 and encodes 1774 amino acids. The record is from RefSeq and is a predicted model, not a curated record. Lineage: Eukaryota; Viridiplantae; Streptophyta; Magnoliopsida; Brassicales; Brassicaceae. The transcript has 3 exons. Gene Ontology annotation, molecular function: catalytic activity.